CCAACCUCUCUGCGUAACAGAAGCCACGCGAGAACCAGACCCAACCCGUCCGAUCUAAACUUCGCCUGCAUACAAACCAUAAAACCUUUUGUCCUGCCCACUGCCGGCUUUCUCUCGCCCGAUUGCUGAUACUGCACUUUCAUUUCAUUUGCUUUUUCUUUUAGUUUUUCCCUUCCAUCCCUUCUAGCUAACCCCCUUGGCUCAUUCUCCCCCUUGCCGGUUGCUUUCCCACGCAAACCUGCACGACAUUGUCCCUGUGCAGGGCGACUGUAUAUCGGGGAAUUUGUGCUCAUCACGGUAGAUCUCGCAGAUCACCAUGGAGAAAACUACGCCUAUUGAUAACAUGCGCGAGGUUGAGAUCGAUGGGGCGGCUAGUCCUUCGCUCUCACAGGAGACGGCUCUUCCAGAUCGUGAAUUGAAGAAUGCCGAUCCGUCGGAUAUGAAGAAUCCGCAGAAUUGGAGUCGAACUCGCAAGACUUUGCUCUUUGUGUCGCUAAUGAGCAGCUCGCUGCUUGCAGAUGGAGCAAUGGUUUGGGGUGGCACACUCGUUACGCCGCAGGCAAUGGAAUGGGGUAUCAGCGUCACCCACUCGGCGACGAGUAUGAACUACGGCAUUCUGCUACAGGGCUUUGGGGGCAUGUUUGCAGUGCCACUAAUUGAAGCCUAUGGUCGAUUCCCCGUCUGGAUCUGGCCACAGGUCAUCACAAUGUUCAUGGUACUAGGUGCCACACUCUCCCACGACUAUUCUACUUUUACAGCCUUCCGCUCGCUGCAGGGUCUCUUCGGCACAGUCCCGCAGGUUAUCGGGCUACCUAUUAUUCACGAUAUGUACAGCCCAGAGGAGUGGCCUCGCAUGAUCAAUAUCUGGGGCACGACUUUCAUGGUCGGCCCCUUCAUCGGCCCCGCACUCGCUGGUUAUAUCUGCGCCGGUACAAACUGGGUUGACUCCUUCGGCGUGCUUACCGCUAUCUAUGGCCUGUCUACGAUUAUGGUACUACUCUUCGGUGCCGAGACUUAUUAUAAUCCCGGUAAAGCACCAACCUCGCGUAUCGGUUCAUAUUUUGGAAUUGGAAAUACGAAGCUACCCAAGGGUUCGACUCUGUGGUACUGGUGCAAGGUGAUGGUGCAAUAUGUCUUCAAGUUCCCAUUGUUGAUGACGGGUAUUGCGAUUCUAGUGACAUUCACUUGGCCCAUUGGAAUCACCACCACCAUUGACAGCUUCCUGCACAGCCCACCAUAUAACUUUGACACAAUCGAGGCAUCAUCCAUGCGUUUCGCCGGUGUUAUCGGUGCUCUCGGCGGCUGGCUCGUCGGCUUCAUCUUCAACGACUGGAUCUUCAAGCGCCACCACGCAAACUGGCGUACCGAAUACCGUCUGCACGGUGUCUGGUUCCCCCUCGCCAGCAUGGUCUGCGGUCUACUCACCUACGGUCUAACCAUGAACUUUGGCAAGCACUGGAUUGGUAUUGCCUUUGGAUGGAUCAUGGUGAACAUCGGUAUGGUGGGGACAGUGGUUGCCGUCACAGCCUACGCCCUAGAGAAAUACCCCGACCAAUCUACCGUCGUCUCCGCGAUCCUAAACAUGUGGCGCACCUGCGGUGGUUUCGCCGUCGGAUACUUCCAGCCUGCCUGGAUUGCUCGGAACGGAUUGGGUCUUGUAUUCGGUAUCCAGGCCAUUGUCGUCUGUGUCUCGGUCAUUCUGUGUAUUGUGCCAGUUUUGCUCAAGGAGAGACGGAAAAGUGCGGUUACCAUGGCGUAAAAACAGGGGAAGGGAGAGAAUAGGCGGGGAUUCAUUGUAAAUUUGAGGUUCGGGAAUGUUUUGUUGUAUAUUUGGCGAGGGUGUUCCGUUGGUCAG
Messenger RNA from Penicillium brasilianum, 1855 nucleotides. NCBI's taxonomy places the organism in Eukaryota, Fungi, Ascomycota, Eurotiomycetes, Eurotiales, Aspergillaceae. The record is from the annotation of a GenBank genome assembly.